CAAGCGGCGCGUCAUCAAUAUGGCGGCGAAUCUCGAGGAGGCUGGAGGAGAAAAUUAAUGUUUACGCGAGUGCAAGGAAUACAUGCCGCGAGACAGGACACGAUAAGACGUCGAAAAGCGCCGCGCUAUCAACCACCGCCACGAAACGUCGUCGUCGUCGUCAUCAUUGUCUUCCCGUUGGCUUCCUCGAUUAGAUCAGAAUACUGGAAUUUGACUAAUGCCGUUACCAACCGACAUGGAAGCGAAAUUGCUGCGCCAGAUAGUUCUUGCAGGUAUGGCGGAUCUAAAAGAGGAUCAGGAUAAGGCCAAGUGGAAAUAUGCUUUAGAGGUUAGAACACCAUCAGAAAUGGAGGAACCUGGUUCAUGCAUUCUUCGUGCGUUCUACGGAAAAUCAGUCCGGAAUAGGUGGUUUAUAAAGAGGUGUACGAAACGAAUAAGAUGUAUAUGCGAGGUGUCACGGCGAUAAAACCCGAAUGAUUGCCGAAAUUUGCUUCCACGCUAUGCCAUCUUAGUGAAUCAUUGGUUGAUCCACCGCCAAGAUAUAAUCAAGGAACCGGGAAGAUCAUUUGCCGCGUGUCUGGUACAUUUGGAAAGGCCGGAUGGGGACUACCAUCGAUGGAUAUAGAGCAUCUGUGGACGGUGUAAAGUGGUUCGCGUAUUUCUUCUUGGAGGGUCAAGUGUACCCUAAGCUGAAACGAUUUGUUCCGUCGUUGCUGACGACACCUGGGAGCAUCACCAAGUCAUGGGCCAGGUUGAUACCACGCACUCAAGCAAUAGUACAAACGUUGCAGUCGCAGGGAGUCGUGUCCAAAUACAAACUGCUAGAAAUCUGGGGUUUGGAUGAAAAAUUGUUGUCAGCUUACAAGAAGUGGCUGCCGGAAUCCGCGCACGCAGAAGUGGCACAGAUAUGACGGCACACAAUGGCCGCCUUUGUAAUUAAGAAUAAAACAUUAGGAUUGUAAUUAUACAGUUUUUUAGAUAAUUAAAUUAUUUUAUAUAUGAAAAAAAAUCGAAAUGCAUCAGUUUUAGCCUUCCAGCAAAGGGUCGAUUGUGUAUCUUGAAAUAAUGAGGUAAAAAUUACAAAAGUGAAAAAAUUCAUUAGCGUAUCUACGAUUUUACUUAUCAGAAUCUAAUAAAAUCUGUUAACUUUUGUCAUUUUUACCUCAUUUCAAGAUACACAACCGACCUCCAGACGUACGCGGCGGCGGUUUAUUUUAUCGACUUUAAAAGUUGGCGGGAAGUCGACUUUCCGUCAUGACGGGAAGUCGACUUCAAGUCGACUUAAAGUCGACUUUUUGCUCUUAGGGUAGUAAAUCUGUCAAAACGGUGGUAUGCAAGGCAAACUUAUACGGAACGAUAUAAUAUAAUUAUUAAUAAUUACAUUAUAUUAUUCUCCAGUUUUGCCUUAAACUUCAUUGCCGUUUCUCAGAUGUAUCCAGUCAUAACGUAUGAAUAUUUAAGAUACGCUUGAUCUAACUGUGCGCGAUUAAACGGUGCGCGAUUGUACGGUGUGCGAUUGUAACGGUGCGCGAUUGUAACGG
Molecule: messenger RNA, 1541 nt
Organism: Temnothorax curvispinosus
Lineage: Eukaryota; Metazoa; Arthropoda; Insecta; Hymenoptera; Formicidae
Product: probable ATP-dependent RNA helicase DHX37
Exons: 6
Coding region: 600-911 (103 amino acids)
Source: RefSeq, a predicted model, not a curated record